This is a messenger RNA of Penaeus vannamei (Pacific white shrimp), 1009 nucleotides long. RefSeq lists its product as uncharacterized. The record is from RefSeq and is a predicted model, not a curated record. Lineage: Eukaryota; Metazoa; Arthropoda; Malacostraca; Decapoda; Penaeidae.
GUCAACACACACACACAUGCAGUAGCCUCGCCGCUAACAGAUACGCGUGGAAACCUGACAUGGAAGAAGAUGGGCCAUAAAGCGUUCUUUAUCGUUACCAAUAUUCAUGCCAUAAGAUUGUGAUAUUCUUACAAGGAGAUAAAAAUCUACAACUAUAUAUACGUCAUCAAGGAAGAGAAUUGGUUUGCAGUUGAAAUGGAGACCGAAUUCUUGAAGCAGCUCGUUCACCUCGUACAAGGAGAAGUCUCGAAUGAUAAGAGGGUGCCUCGUGACAGCGGCUACGGAGGCGGAGGCUGCGGAGGCUUCGAGGUGUUCGCCUUCCUGGCCUUCCUGCUCGCGCUCCUCAACCUGGUGCUCCAGCUCAACGACAACAACAGGAGGCGGAGGUCGGUGCUCGAGGAGGCGGAGGCGUGUCGGGAUAGUCUUGAUCUCUCUGAGGGCGUGUGGGCAGUGUCACAGUUAACGGAGGGCGUGUUGAGGGCCAUAGCAAGCCCGCCCUCUUGUAGCCACGCCCUCCUGUGUGACGCUGCCUCCUCGGCCGCGUCUCGGGGUCCUCUCGCUGCCACCUUCACCGCCCUCGCCAGCGACUGGCUCGAGCGAUGGCCCGGUCUGCAGGGAAGCGGCUUCGGCCAAGUCGCUCGCCGAGCCGGACGCGAGCGAGACUGCAGUCGCUACGCCAGAACCGACUGUGCGAGCGUGCAACCUCGUGACUUCGAUCUGCAACAUGUCUUGAACGAUCCUGCAACGUUACCGAUGUGGAGGAACGCCUCGGAGGGUCUUUUGCAACAUCUAGUGCAAUCUAAUUGGCAAUGGCAGGACAUUAGGGAAGAAAAGGAGUUAAUGCUUGAUGGUUAAUAGUUUUUGCAUUCUGAUUUAGUAUAGAGGAAAUAUAUUCCUUGUAAAAAAUCUGAAGAGGAUUUAAGUUACGUAAGUCGAAAAUAAACAUUUAGCAUUAUGAUUUCUUGUUCUUUACAACUUCAGGAUUCCUGGGUGAACAGUGAAAAAGGUA